Messenger RNA from Rotaria sp. Silwood1, 1848 nucleotides. NCBI's taxonomy places the organism in Eukaryota, Metazoa, Rotifera, Eurotatoria, Philodinida, Philodinidae. The record is from the annotation of a GenBank genome assembly.
AUGACAUCAUCAAUGUGUGAAAAGCAAGAAGAAAAUCAAUAUAAAGUUUUCGUAGAAAGUUCAGAACCAAAAGAACUGCUGCCAUUACCGUCCAUAUACGAUUAUAUCGUUGUUGGAUCGGGUCCCGGUGGUACAACAAUCGCUACACGUUUAGCAUUGAACAAUUUUAAAGUGUUAUUAAUUGAAGCUGGUCCUGACUAUGAUGAUGGUGUUACGAGAACACCAGUAUUUUGGCCAUCAGCUCAACUAAACCCUAAAAUAACCGGUCAUUUUCAUCCGUACACCUUUUCUGAAGACGACAAUAUAACAAUAGAUUAUCCAAGAGGAAUUACAUUAGGUGGUAGUGCACAAAUUAAUGUCAUGGUAGCAAUGACGGCAAAUCCAUCGGAAUGGGAUUAUAUAUCACAAGUCACUGGUGAUUAUAACUGGAGUUCUGAAAUGAUUAAAAGAAAAUAUCUAAAAUUAACUGAAAAUUGUCAAUAUUGUACCAGGAGAGAUAAUGACAAGAAUAAAAAUGGUUGGUUAAAUAUUUCAAUAGCAGCUUAUCGAGAUCCAUUACCACUGCAUCAGACAAAUCCUGUUCUUUAUGAUUUAUUAGACAAAGUUAAAUCACAAUAUCAGUUUAAUCCCAAUAUCAAUUAUGAAAAUUUUUAUGAUAGUUACUUCUUUGGACCUGAAUCAGUUACUGAGGAGACGGGCACAAGAGGUAGUACUUAUAGACGUAUAAAAAAUGUUCAAUCGAUGAAAAAAUCGAAUUUAUGUGUAUGGACGGAUACUUUUGUUACAAAAUUGAUUAUUGAUCCUAGGACAAAAGAAGCAUGCGGAGUCGAAUAUGUUAAAGGUUCAUAUUUAUACCAUGCUAGUCCAUUAUCAUCCUCUUCUUCAAACAGUAAUAAUAUUCGAAAAUCCUCAAUCUAUGCGAAACGUGAAAUAAUUGUGUCAGGCGGACAAUGGAUGACACCACAAUUGUUACAACUCAGUGGCAUUGGUGAUCGAAAUCUUUUAAGACAAUUUGGAAUUCGUACUAUACAACAUUUACCAGGUGUUGGUGUCAAUCAACAGGAUCGUUUAGAAUCAACUUAUGUGGUUAAAUUAAAAAGUGGUGUGAAUAUGGCUGGAAUAAGAAGUGUCAAUUGUACAUAUAAUACAACACAUGUUGAUCCAUGUUUAAUUGAUUAUAUAAAGCAUCCUAGAACUAGUCCUUAUUCAGCAAAUAGUGGUCUUUUUAUGAUGCUUCAAUCGACUCAACCAAUACGACCAAAUUUUCCUGAUACUGCAUAUGUCUUCUUACCAUUACGAUUUACUGGUUUUAGAGAAAAUUGGGUACAAGAAGCGUUUCAAUACCCAGUAGGAGCAUACUUAACAGUUAUUGUGAAUUUAGCACGUGUUACAAAUAAUUUGGGUUCUGUUCGCAUUCAAUCUACAAAUGCAUUUGAGACACCAUUAAUUCAAAUGAAUCGUUUUACAGGUCCAAGUAAACAGAUUGAAUUAAAUAGAAUAAAACAAAGUAUUUGGUAUUUACGAAAUUUAAUAUUAAACAGUCCAUUCUCUAAAUAUGUUGAUUAUGAAGAACUUCCUGGUAGUAAUAUACAAACUGAUGAAGAAUUAGAACAAUUCAUACGGGAAUAUGUAUGGUCACAUCAUGCUUGUUGUACAGCUAAAAUGGGUAAUACUAGAAGAGAUCCAUUAGCUGUACUCAAUUCUAAAGGACAAGUCAAAGGCAUAAAAAAUUUACGUGUCUGUGAUAUAUCAAUAUUUCCAAAAAUACCCAGUUAUUAUCCAUUUAUGUCGGUCAUAACAGCAUGCGAAAAGAUAGCUGAUGAUAUUAUCAAACGAGCCAAAUACUGA